Messenger RNA from Pyricularia oryzae 70-15, 537 nucleotides. RefSeq lists its product as uncharacterized. The coding region runs from base 1 to 537 and encodes 178 amino acids. The transcript has a single exon. The record is from RefSeq and is a predicted model, not a curated record. Lineage: Eukaryota; Fungi; Ascomycota; Sordariomycetes; Magnaporthales; Pyriculariaceae.
AUGCAGUUCUCCAAGUUCGCCGUUCUUCUUGCCUCUUCCUCGGCUCUUGCCGCUCCUCUGGAUCUCGAGGCCGGAACCGGCAACGCGGUCGUUCCCAGACAAAUCGGCGCCGGCCUCAAUGCCAUUAUCAAUCUUACUAGCCCUAUCGCUGGUCUCACUUCGACCAUCAGCAACCUCAUCAACGGGCUCGGCCUCCCAGCUACUAUCAACCAGCUCCUGGCUAUUCUUGGCCAGGUGGGCAAUGGCCUCACCGCUGCUCAGAUCGAGACCUUGGCCCUAGCUCAGAGCAGGCUCCUGGCAUUGGGCGACAGAAUCACCGCCGCCCAGAGCGAUCUGCUGAAUAGGAUCAACGGCGUUCUCGCCCUCGCUGCCACCGUUCCCGGCACGAUCCAGGGCACCACCGCCAGCACGCUCCAGACCGUCAUCGGGAGGCUCUCGACCACUGCUCAGCAAGCGCUCACCACCGCUACUGGCCUCAUCUCGGGGCCUGUGUCUCUGAACGCCGUUGGCAACCUCGUGGUCGGCGGUGUCAACUAG